Salvia hispanica is the source of this 2503-nucleotide messenger RNA. Its product is annotated as serine/threonine-protein kinase TOUSLED-like. Gene Ontology annotation, cellular component: nucleus. Gene Ontology annotation, molecular function: protein serine/threonine kinase activity; ATP binding. Gene Ontology annotation, biological process: chromosome segregation; intracellular signal transduction; peptidyl-serine phosphorylation. The record is from RefSeq and is a predicted model, not a curated record. NCBI's taxonomy places the organism in Eukaryota, Viridiplantae, Streptophyta, Magnoliopsida, Lamiales, Lamiaceae.
AAAUCUCCCUUUUCAAAUGCAUUUCGCCCACCAUUUUUUUCCCUCUUUUUGGUUUCUACGAAUUCACUCAAUCUUCAAGCUCAACUCUGCAGAUUUUCAGCAAAUUCGGAAACCCUAAUCCUCUUCGUUUCAAGGAAUCUAUUCAUCUGUAUCCUCGCCGUCGUUCGCCUAGACUCACACGUUCACGAGCCUACAGAGAGAGAGACCGAAUUUUGAUACGAGCAAUGUCGGACGAAUUGAUCUUGCAUUCAUCCAAUUCCUCGAACCAAUCGGGUCAGUCCUCUAAGAUCGCGAAACUUGAAGCGAGAUUGGUGGGCAAGGCUUCAUCUGUAGCUGCCUCACAGCCGCAACAAGACCAGACGCACCUGAAUUCGUUGACUGUGCCUGCCCAGUUUGGAGGUGCUGCGGAUGGUCUGCCGGAGUCUUUAGUUGAUGAUUCUGAUGAUGAUAACGGAGGAGCCUAUCUCAUACUGGCAAAUACUGAAAAGCGGCAGAAGAUUGAUGAAGUAUGCAGCCUUAUUUCUGUUGAACAAGCUCAGGACAGUAAUUUUUCUGGAAGUACACAACUGGCAGCAGCUGAUGCUUGGCACAAGAACACAGAACCAAUUGACAACAACAAGCUAGGUGGUGAUGUAAGUAUAAGAAAACAAAGCCGUGCUCGGGCUACUACCUCUUCCGGUAGGGGACGGGGUUCUCGUGUUAGUGAUCAGGAUGGACUCGUUAAAGAACAGCUCGGGCAUGACGGUCACCCCUCAAGAGAGGAUGAAGGAACUUCACUACGCGCAAAGGUUUCAGCAAUGGUGGAAGAACUGAAAAAAUCACGCGAAGAGGUCUCUGAUUCCCGGAAUAAAUGUGAACGACUCGAAAAGGAGCUUAAUAAUAUCAGAGAUUAUGAACAACAGAUGAAACCAAAGAGAAUGAAAGUAAUAUAUGAAUUAUUGAUGUCUGUAUCAAAAGCUGAAAGACAAGAGGCAAGGAUGAGAGUACGCCAGGAUUCCCUCAGACUUGGCAACAUUGGAGAGGUCAGAGCUGGCACGAUCAUAUCUGAAGCGUGGGAGGGUGGACAAGCCAUGAAAGAUAUCAAUGCCCAACUUAGGAGUUUGAUGGAAAUGAAGGAGGGAAUUGAAAGACACAGAAAAUCUCUGAAGAAACGACCAUUCGACAAGGGUGAGGUAGCUGAUGCAGAUGGCAGGGUUCAGGAAGAAGAUAUUCUCAUGCAGGAUGAAAUUUUCGAGUCUCGCCUAGCCAGCAUCAAACGGGAGGAGGAAGCUGUACUGUGUGAAAGAGAGCGUCAUGAAUUCGAAAAGGGAAGAUUAAUAUGUGAAAUGAAACGUAUAAGGGAUGAGGAUGGCUCUCGUUUCAACAAUUUUCAGAUAUUGAAUGUCCGUUAUGCUCUGUUAAACCUCUUGGGCAAAGGAGGAUUUAGUGAAGUUUAUAAGGCUUUUGACUUGGUGGAAUAUAGAUACGUUGCCUGUAAGCUACAUGGUUUAAGUGCUCAGUGGAGUGAAGAGAAGAAGCAAAGCUAUAUACAGCAUGCAAUCAGGAAAUAUAAUAUUCUCAAAACUUUGGUCCACCGUCACAUAGUUCGGCUUUGGGACAUCUUUGAGAUUGAUCACAGCACAUUCUGCACUGUCUUGGAGUAUUGCAGUGGCAAGGAUCUCGAUGCUGUUCUUAAAGCAACACCUGUACUCCCAGAAAGAGAAGCUAGGAUUAUCGUAGUCCAGAUCUUUCAGUGCCUUGUUUACCUGAAUAAAAGAUCAGUGAAGAUUAUUCAUUACGAUUUGAAACCUGGAAAUGUUCUAUUUGAUGAAUUUGGCAUUGCUAAAGUCACAGAUUUCGGUCUUAGCAAGAUUGUGGAGGACAAUGUUGGAUCCCAAGGCGUGGAAAUUACGUCCCAUGGCGCUGGUACAUAUUGGUAUCUGCCCCCAGAAUGUUUUGAGCUAAACAGGAUACCUCUCAUUUCCUCGAAGGUUGAUGUUUGGUCUCUGGGUGUCUUAUUGUACCAAAUGCUGUUUGGCAGAAGGCCUUUUGGGCACGACAAAAGUCAAGAGAGAAUUCUUUGUGAAGAUACAAUUAUCCAACCUCCUAAAGUUGAGUUCCCUUCAAGACCAUCUGUAUCUAAUGAGGCAAAGGAUUUUAUUUGCCGUUGCCUAACAUACAAUCAAGCCGAGCGACCUGAUGUUUUAGCUAUUGCUCAGGAUCCAUACGUGAUCUAUACGAAGAAAUGACGACUGUGCGGCUUGGAGGUACAGCUGCAGAUGAGAGAAUGUACGUCUGUGGGAAGAAGUCAUUCAAUUUUUGAGGAGAUGAAAACUUGGAAACUUUGUACAUUGGUAAAAAGUCUGUGUUGCAAUUGGGCUCUAAACAAAAUUAUCUUUUGAUCCUUUUUGACCUUCGAAAAAUAGAUUUUUCUCCAACAAUACUCCCAUUAAACAAAUUUUAAAACUACUUCAUAGAUUGUUUCAUAGAUUGUAAGGGUAGUUAAUUCAUUUUUUAAGAAUUA